AUGUGGUGGAUGUUACAACACUACUUCGGCAUUGGAUCUCGUGUCCACCAUGUACGUCUACGCUGGGGCCAUCUUCGGUUGGUGUCCGGCCUGGUUGAUCCAAUGACUGGGCAGCCCUGUGAGGCUGUAGAAUACCAGGGUCCAACUGAAUUCGCUACGGUUAGACCGGCUGCUCUUCUCGAGGCUACUGCAGUUCCUGACGGAAUGCAUAUAAGUACACCUCGUCGACGAGUUUAUCCCUCUUCAGGUUGGGCUGAACCGGAGAUAGCAGUUGCUGAGGCUUUGUUAGGAGGUGUGACUUCAGAUUUUGUAAAUCCGCCCCCGCCCGCUGGUUCUCAGGUACUUUUAUCUCUUUUGACUCAUCCAGAAUGGAUAUAA
Messenger RNA from Protopolystoma xenopodis, 378 nucleotides. The record is from the annotation of a GenBank genome assembly. NCBI's taxonomy places the organism in Eukaryota, Metazoa, Platyhelminthes, Monogenea, Polystomatidea, Polystomatidae.